AUGUCCUCUUUGCCCUGCCCCCUCACUGGCCGGGACUCCUCCAAAGCCAUCUUCCCGGAUAUCUCCCCCGUCCCAUCGGUAGUGGCUGCCUACCCGCUAGGCCUGUGCUCCGCAACCGCAGCCACCUCCGAUUUGCCCUACUCUGGGCCAUACGGCCACCUCCUGCCCUAUCCCUACACCGGGCCGGCGACGCCCGCAGACGCCUACCUGCCCUGCCAGCAACCCGCGGCGCCCUCUCAGCAGGAGCGGGAGGCAGAUUCCGAGAAGCCGCCGCAGUCCCCGGAUCCCUCGGAGCGGCUCCCGCAGGCCCCGACCAAGAGAUUGCGCAAGCCCAGGACCAUCUACUCGAGCCUGCAGCUUCAGCACCUAAACCAGCGUUUCCAGCACGCGCAGUACCUGGCGCUGCCCGAGAGAGCCCAGCUGGCUGCACAGCUCGGCCUCACCCAGACCCAGGUAAAGAUCUGGUUUCAGAACAAACGUUCCAAAUACAAGAAGCUCCUGAAGCAGAACUCUGGGGGGCAGGAAGGGGACUUGCUCGGUAGGCCCCCCUCCUUGUCUCCCUGUUCCCCAGCCCUGCCAUCCCUCUGGGAUCUACCCAAGGCAGGGGCCCUGCCCACUGGGGGCUAUGGCAACAGCUUUGGAGCCUGGUAUCAGCAUCACUCCCCAGAUGUUCUGGCUCCACCUCAGAUGAUGUGAGCCUGGGGAAGGGUGGGUCAGGCCCCCAGCCCUCCUACAAAGCCCGGGACCCAGCCCACCUGCACCCCUUCUGGGCUGGGAGGAAACCAACUCCAGAUGG
Messenger RNA from Molossus molossus (Pallas's mastiff bat), 796 nucleotides. It is a transcript of the gene DLX4, whose product is annotated as distal-less homeobox 4. The coding region runs from base 1 to 696 and encodes 231 amino acids. Gene Ontology annotation, molecular function: RNA polymerase II cis-regulatory region sequence-specific DNA binding; DNA-binding transcription factor activity, RNA polymerase II-specific. Lineage: Eukaryota; Metazoa; Chordata; Mammalia; Chiroptera; Molossidae. The transcript is spliced from 3 exons. Gene Ontology annotation, biological process: cell differentiation; negative regulation of transcription by RNA polymerase II; embryo development. The record is from RefSeq and is a predicted model, not a curated record.